AUGCCUCGACGCGACGUAGAAUUCAAAACCAUCGACCAAGUCACCCUGCGCGGAUGGCUCUACACACCAGAAAAUACUCAACAAACACCAACAGAUAUCAGUAGCAACAUUCCCCACGAUAAUGGAGCCAAAAAUCUCAUAUCAUGCCUCAUCAUGACCCACGGCUGGUCUUGCGUGAAAGAAAUGGAUCUUCCCCGCUUCGCUGAAGCCUUCACGUCCGCCCUCUCUAUUGCUGUACUCAUCUACGACCAUCGUAGCUUCGGAUCCUCAGACACAAAACCUGACUGCCCCGAGCGAGAGAUUGUGCCUUGGGAACAGCAGAGCGAUAUUUCAGAUGCCGUGUCCUACCUUCAAGUCGAGUGUUCGGACUUCAUCAAUCCCGAGAAAAUCGCCCUUUGGGGUUACAGUUUCGCGGGCGGACAUGCAAUCACUGUUGGCGCGAGUGAUCCGAGAAUCAAAGCUGUAAUCGCCUGCGCGCCUGUUGUCAGUGGCUGGGGUCAGGCGAGGAGGAUCAUCAGGCCAGAAGUGUUAGGAUCGACAUUGAAGGCUUUUGAGGAAGACCGCAAAGCCCGCUAUACUGGCGGCAAUCAACCUAUAGCCCGCAUUCCGGUUGUCUCCUCCGAUCCCAACGGGAUCGCCUCUCUCGCUGCUCCCGAAGCCUACGCAUACUUCUCCAAGUAUGAUAAGUCCAACAACCUCUCCUCAACCUGGCUCAACGAUAUGACGCUCCGCACAUCCUAUCUUCCACUGUUCCACGAGGCUCAAGGAUACAUUCAGUACAUCUCUCCUCGUCCGCUGUUGAUGAUCGUCAUGGACCGGGAUGCGCAAGCCAUGACGGACUUGGAGUUGGAAGCGUAUGAAAAAGCGCGAGAGCCCAAGGAAUUGCAAAUGUUGAAGGGAGGACAUUUUGAUUUGUUCGGCGAAGGAAACUUCGAAAAGGCAGUAGAGAAGCAAAUUGACUUUUUGAGGAGAUGGGUUGUCGAUUCGUAG
Molecule: messenger RNA, 990 nt
Organism: Cercospora beticola
Lineage: Eukaryota; Fungi; Ascomycota; Dothideomycetes; Mycosphaerellales; Mycosphaerellaceae
Product: alpha/beta hydrolase
Source: RefSeq, a predicted model, not a curated record